AUGGAUGACUCUGUCCCCGAUACGCCGGUGAGCGACAAGAAGGUCAUCCACAGCACUCCUCCGCCCGUCAAAGACGACGCAGAAUAUGAGACGGUUGCCACCGUUCCGCUGGGAAACCUCCACCACCUUCCGACUACCCAAUUGACCCCGGCUUCUCAGCGACUAACACAACCGACUCAGCUGGUUGAGCCCCCUCAUUCGGCCAAAAGCAACUCGGUUGUCCAGGUUGCCGCCUCCUCCCCUCCGGGCCCUACGUCGUCCCCCUCGCGACCGACCCCGGUCGGCGGUCGCCUUUCUAGCACUAUGGCGCCCAGCGGAACGCAAUUUCGUCCUCCUGUCUCCGCGGGUCCGGCAAAACGUGCGCCGGUAAUCGACCUCGAUGACGAUGGCCCGACGUAUCGAGGCGGAUCCUCCGAUGACGAUGCCCAAAUGUCCAUGAACACGGACAUCAAACCCUCCACCUUUACCAAAUCCGCACGAAGCCCGGACAAAGUUAUGAACUCUCCGCUGGGCGGCAGUGACUCUAUGAAUCGCUUCAAAGAGAUCACGGCGUCGGCCGUGUACAACCCUAUGACCGCCAAACGCACUGCGGCUCAAAUGGACCCUGCGCCCAAGGGGGUCCCGGUUAAGAAAAUUCGCCAAGAUGCUCCCUCUCGCGCGCAGCCCGUGUCCUCGAGUGUCGCAUCGCUACAAGAGAUCGAGGAUUACCAGGUCAGGGUUAAGGUCGAAAGAAUGCAGAAGGUGAUGCCUCAAAAGUCCGUCCAAGCUUGUCUGCAGGCCCUCCUUUUCAAGCGCGGUAAUUACGAUGAUGCACUGGACCAUUUGGUUAACAGCGACGAGGUGGAUGCAAAUGGCUCGUCGGAAGACGAGUUAAGUACGAACAAACACGCUUCGGCGCCGGCGAAGCAGCAGAUCAAAGCUCGUGGCACGAUUCAGGAUAAAUGGGCCGCAAUGAACCUGCAAAAUCGCGGCAGUCAGAAGACGGAACCGUCUCAGGAGGAACAGAAGCCUCGAAGACGCCUGAUGAGAGGCCCGAAGAGUCGCAACGCUUCUCCAAGCCCGGUCCGCCGCUCGGAAUCCCCCCCGAAGAAGAAGCCUGGUCGACUGAUCCAGGGUCGCAAACGGGUCUCCCCCGAUCGUUCAGAAUCCCCGGAAGCACCUUUGGAAAUCUCCGACGAUUCCGAUUCUGCUGCUGAGGCCGCCCCCGAGGAGGGAGGGCCAUUGGAAACUAAAGUUUUGAACUUCUUCAACAAGUGCCAGAUGCUUGACCUUGCCGACAUCGCCGCAAUUACCGAGGAUGUUGCCGAGCAUAUCAUCUCUCACCGACCAUUUGCGUCUCUUGAUGAGGUGCGCGUGGUCCCUGCACCGACCGGUGACCAGCCCGCGAAGCCCAAGGGAAGCCGUGGGCGGAAGACACCAAAGCCGAUCGGUGAUAAAAUCGUUGACAAAUGCUUGGACAUGUGGGUGGGGUAUGAUGCCGUGGACUCUCUGGUCGCCCGAUGCGAAGCACUCGGAAAACCGAUUGCCACCGAAAUGAAGAAAUGGGGCGUGGAUAUCUUCGGAAAACGUGACGGUGAACUGGAGCUAGUAUCGAUUGACCCAGGGGCCUCGCACGACUCCGGCAUUGGAACCCCCGCGAGCCAGCGCUCCGAGGAAGAUAGUGAUGGUCCUGCAUCCGGCUCACGCAAAGCACGGUUCAUCUCACAGCCUGGUAUCAUGUGCGAAGACCUCAAAAUGAAAGACUACCAGAUUGUCGGCAUCAACUGGCUCUCACUGCUGUUUGAGAAAGAACUCAGUUGCAUUCUGGCAGAUGACAUGGGUCUUGGAAAAACCUGUCAGGUCAUCGCAUUUUUGGCUCACCUGUAUGAGAAGGGCAUCAAGGGACCCCAUCUGGUCGUUGUGCCAUCUUCCACGAUUGAAAACUGGCUUAGAGAGUUCCAGAAAUUCUGUCCCACGCUCUCAGUCAUGCCCUACUAUGCGGGCCAAGCGGAGAGGGCAGUGAUUCGGGAGACAAUCGAAGAUAACAGGGACAGCAUUAAUGUUAUCAUCACCACCUACACCAUUGCGAAGGGCAAGGUUGAUGCUCAUUUCCUUCGGAACAUGGAUUUCAGUGUUUGCGUUUACGACGAAGGGCAUAUGCUGAAGAGCUCUACGUCUGUGUUGUACGAAAAGCUGAUUAGGAUCCCGGCCCGUUUCAGACUGCUUCUGACGGGAACACCGCUCCAAAACAACCUUCAAGAGCUCGCCUCCUUGCUCGGUUUUAUUCUGCCGAAGGUUUUCCAUGAGCGCAAGGAGGAACUUCAAUAUAUCUUUGCGAACAAGGCGAAGACGGUCGACGAUUCGCAUUCCGCGCUUCUUUCCGCUCAGCGCAUCGAACGUGCCAAGUCCAUGCUCAAGCCUUUUGUUCUCCGGCGAAAGAAGCACCAAGUCAUCGAUCUCCCGGCCAAACACUCUCAUGUGGAGUAUUGCGAGCUUAAUGCGUCCCAGAGAGAAAUUUACGAACACGAGCAGGAGGAGGUUCGCCAGCUCUUGGCUGACCGAGCAGCGGGUAAAAAGACCGGCAACCGGUCUGCCAACAUUCUGAUGAAGCUGCGCCAGGCCGCCAUUCAUUCCCUCCUUUACCGACGUCAUUAUAAUGACACUAUUCUGAGCAAAAUGGCCAAGGCAUGUCUCAAGGAAGAGCAAUGGUCCAUGUCCAACCCAGACAUCAUCUUCGAUGAGUUGAAGGCUUACAACGACUUCGAAUGUCAUACCAUGUGCGUCAACUACCCCAAAUCUCUUGGGAAGUUUGUUUUGAAGAACGACGAGUGGAUGGAUUCUGGCAAGGUUGACAAGCUCUGCGAACUCCUUGCGCGCUUCAAAGAGAAGGGGGAUCGCGCUCUGGUCUUCUCCCAGUUCACCAUGGUUAUGGACAUCCUCGAACACGUGCUUGAACACCAGCAAAUCGAGUUCGUCAGACUUGACGGACGAACAAAUGUCGAAGAUCGUCAGUCAAUUCUCGAUGCUUUCCACGAACGAACAGAAAUCCCGGUCUUCCUUCUUUCCACUAAAGCCGGUGGCGCUGGUAUCAACCUGGCGUGUGCCAACAAAGUGAUCAUCUUUGACUCUAGCUUCAACCCCCAGGAGGACGUGCAAGCCGAAAACCGUGCCCACCGAGUGGGUCAGACCCAGGAGGUUGAAGUCAUCCGUCUAGUGACCAAGGAUACCAUUGAGGAGCAGAUUUACUCCCUUGGACAGACCAAGCUUGCUCUCGACCAGGCAGUUGCAGGUGAAGAUGGUGCGGAGUCCAAGAAGUCCGAGGAGGCUGGAAUGAAAGCCGUUGAAGACAUGGUCCUCGCGGACAUGAACCAAGACAAAAAGAGCACAUGA
Aspergillus steynii IBT 23096 is the source of this 3369-nucleotide messenger RNA. RefSeq names its product DEAD/DEAH box helicase. NCBI's taxonomy places the organism in Eukaryota, Fungi, Ascomycota, Eurotiomycetes, Eurotiales, Aspergillaceae. Gene Ontology annotation, molecular function: ATP binding; DNA binding; chromatin binding. Gene Ontology annotation, cellular component: nucleus. Bases 1 to 3369 code for a protein of 1122 amino acids. The transcript has a single exon. The record is from RefSeq and is a predicted model, not a curated record.